CACACUGUGGAACCUGCUCUGAACAGGCUUCGCUCCUCCAAGGCCAUGGCUCCAGACUCUCUUUUCUAUUGACAGCAGCACCAUGUGAAUGUUUCCCAGUGAUGGAUAUGAUGGAGUGUCCUUUCCAUGCAGCUAUGAGGGCCUUUACCAACCCAAAGUGUGGGGUGGUGUCCCACCCAACCACCCCCGCGCCCUCCCCUUGCCCUGGCAGGGAGGGGUCUGAUGGGGACGUGAUACUGGCUGUCCUCCUAGUGACUGUGGCUGGAGUGGCUGUGCUUCUGCUCCUCUUCAGACUGCUCCAGCUGCGGCACAGGCUGAAGAUGGCAAGAGCAAGACAUGCGCUGGAGUAUUACGGCUUUUACCACAGCGCCACCUAUAGGUUCCAACAUGUACCACUCUAUAAGGACGAGGCUAAGAUGGGGACAAAAAGCUGCCCUGGACCUGGUCCACCUCUAAUCCACACGGUGACAUCACAGACCCCCCUGAUGUCAGUGCCUCCUCUCCCUGUGACACCUCCUGGACAGGCCCUGCCUCUUUACCAAGCCACUCCUUUUGUAGAGCCAAUGCCCCUGAUCAUCCCCCCACUUGUAGUCCCAGCCACACCCUCCCUGCUCCCCCCACCUGUCAGGCUUACCACGCCCCCAAGCCCUCACCUGUCCUGGGGGGCAUGUUCCGAUGCAGAAUUGUACUCCCGGGUUGGGGCAUAUCGAUCAUCCCGCCUCUCCAGUCUCUCCAGCCAAUCACGAGUCAUCCUGUUUGAACACUCGUCGCUCUGAGCUGUUAUUGGUUUAAACAGCAGUGGGUCCAGUGGAUUACACAGUACUUACUUAGGAACAAUCAUCAGA
Periophthalmus magnuspinnatus is the source of this 845-nucleotide messenger RNA. RefSeq lists its product as uncharacterized. The record is from RefSeq and is a predicted model, not a curated record. NCBI's taxonomy places the organism in Eukaryota, Metazoa, Chordata, Actinopteri, Gobiiformes, Gobiidae. Bases 102 to 776 code for a protein of 224 amino acids. The transcript is spliced from 4 exons.